Neoarthrinium moseri is the source of this 852-nucleotide messenger RNA. RefSeq lists its product as uncharacterized. The record is from RefSeq and is a predicted model, not a curated record. Lineage: Eukaryota; Fungi; Ascomycota; Sordariomycetes; Amphisphaeriales; Apiosporaceae. Gene Ontology annotation, biological process: mycotoxin biosynthetic process. The transcript has 2 exons. Bases 1 to 852 code for a protein of 283 amino acids.
AUGGCUGAUCGUCCUACAUCAAAAGAGUAUACUCCCGUGGAUGAUGAGGAGGCGACAUACCUGUACGAGGGAGACAGCAGUGAGGGCCUUCUCGGGGACAGACGAAAGUCUGCUAGAUCUCCGCCGAAUUGGAUACCGCGAGUGCAGUGUAACACCGCGGGUUUCUUAUUGAUAGCCGCGCUCAUGGUUAUUUCCGUUCUGGUUACUAUCCAAGGUACCAUUUGGUAUGAAAGAAGAGGCAGCAAUGCGCCGAGGUGGCGCCCAGCGUUCUCACCGUUGUAUGACAUGGUUGAAAUUCCACUAGUAACAACAUAUGCCGACCACUCUCCAGCGCCUAAUGCUUCCGAUCCAAGGCACAUCUACCGACUCGACCCAAGUCCCGAAGUCGAUGCAGCCUGGACCCGCAUUGCUACAGCGGAUGGGAUAUAUCCCAUGUCAGCGUCAGACGUAGUUCGCGCAGGAAAGGACCCAGAGAUGGCUGUAGAUGCGCCGGAGUCGUGGGGAUUCCCACCGGGCAAAACCAAAAUGAUGGGUAUCGAAGGGUUGCAUCUACUGCAUUGUCUGAACGCAGUAAGAAAAAGCCUCAUUACUACCUAUGACUAUUACUGGGGCUCUGAGUAUGGGUUUGCGCCGCCCGCUGUAUUCGCACGACACCUUAAUCACUGCGUCGAUAUGUUGCGACAGCAUCUCAUGUGCCAUGCCGAUCUUGAGCCUUUCACUUUCAAUUGGCGCGUUGGUCAGACGAAGCCAUACGCCGACUUUGGAAUUCAAAAGACGUGCGUAGACUUCGACUACUUACUGAACUGGGCCGAGAGACACAAGAACCCUCGGCACGAGGAGCUCGUAAGUUAA